AUGCAGUUUCCUGAGGUUAGGAAGUCAGGAGACACCUUGGAUAUGAAAUCUUUGGAAUUGGAUGAGACGCCAGUGUCAUACGAAUCAUCAGAACCGACUUCUUCUGAGAAAACGUCUACUGAGGGUUCAACUCCAGCAAACUUUGUGAUAGACGUGACUGAAGAUGAUGAAGAUUCACCAGCUCAGAGAGAUCAAAGCACCUCUAGUCAUGAACAUGAGUCGAAUGAAAGACAGGAUGAAAGGGAAAUAGGUACUGGUGAUGAUGGACGUGACUCAUUUGAAGAUCUUGAUCUUACGGGGUUUGAUGAUGAUGAUAUUGCGGCUUCUUUAGCUAGUAGUGCUAAUGUUGUGUCCAACGAGAUAUUUGACACGAUUUUUCAAAAUGUCGAUGAUAGUGUUUUGCCGUCAACUGAGAUGAGAAAAUCGAGCGAAACUCUUACUCCAACUUCUGAGCAGAUGGUGUCAACUUCAAUCCCAAUGGAGGUAGUUGUGGGAUGUUCCCCUCUCGUGUCUAUUUCUCCUACAUCUGAACCAUCUGUUAGUAUAAUACCUCCACAAGCUGAUCAACCUCAAUCUAAGAGGAGAAGACUUGAUGAAAGACAAUCCGAGCUAAUUACUAGUUUGGUCAGUGGUCUUCCUACACCACCAAUCACUACUGCUACUACACGACUUUCUGUAACAAAGAUGUUUGCAACUGGACCUAGUUCAGUUUUUGAUGUUGGUGGCCCUUCAGCUCCGCCUGGUUUUCCUGUUCUAAGAUUUAAUAGGGAUGCUGCUUCUGAGAGACUAGCUUUGCAUAUGGCAGAGGAACAGCUUCGUUCGUCUAGCCCUCAAGGAAAGAACAUUUCUAUGAGUGAAGGGGGUGCUCCUGAUGAUGAUUCAUCUGAUGAUAGUUUACGAAAGGAGAUCUCGGUAUUAAGUCAGAAGAACAUAGAGCUUGACAUUCAAGUAGCUGAACUUCGUGCUCAGAACAUUGAGCUUCGUACUCAAGUGUCUAAACUUCAGUCAGAUAGAACUUAUCUUGGCGGACAACUCGCAGAAGUUAAAAGGGAUAGGAAAGUAAAAGAUAAGCAGAUUUCUGAUCUUCAAGAACAUUUCAAUCUGCUGACUUCAAGCUACUUCGAAUUGAAAAAGAAACUGGAGGAUGAUUUUGGUGAGAAGUAUAAAACAAGCGUAGAAGAACAAAGAAUAAAUUUACAUAUGCAAGCGUAUCCAGUAGACGUGCCAGCUGGUCAACCUUCUGGUUCUGCUGAGCGUAUUGAAGUUGUUCCUCCUAUGGCUUCUCAUAUUCAAGAAAUCAUUCGGAAAAAUCAAGAAGAUGAUACUGAAAGGGGGCAGUUAUUAUUCAAGCGAAAUGUUACUCAGAGCAAUUCUAAAGGGGAAUCUUUGAUCACUUCAUUAAGCUAA
Molecule: messenger RNA, 1407 nt
Organism: Lactuca saligna
Lineage: Eukaryota; Viridiplantae; Streptophyta; Magnoliopsida; Asterales; Asteraceae
Source: the annotation of a GenBank genome assembly